Messenger RNA from Nicotiana tabacum (common tobacco), 3772 nucleotides. Lineage: Eukaryota; Viridiplantae; Streptophyta; Magnoliopsida; Solanales; Solanaceae. The record is from RefSeq and is a predicted model, not a curated record.
CGUGUGAGAGAGAGUGAGAGGAGCAAAAAGCGAAGUUGGCCAUGGUUAUGGCGCGCGGAGGGGAGAGGAGAGAGUCUACGUACAGAAAAAAAUAAAAAGGAAAUAAAAUUAACUUAGCACAAAAAUAAAUUUCAUUGACCCCCAAAAAAGAAAAGAUCAAACCCAGUUUCAUCAUCAUUGUUUUCCUCCUAUAUCUUCCCUUCCAUUUUGUUAUCGUUCUUGUUUCUUCCCCAAUUAAGAUCCUCUCACCAAAACCCCCUGACACCCUUCUCUCUGUAUAUACAUAAAAUACGUACAUAUAAUGCAGAGAUAAGUACAUAUUUUUUUAUCAUCCAACGGAGAUUCCCCAUUUUUUGUUGAUUUUUUAAUUGUUUUGGGGCAAUGGCAAUGGAGGAGGGGAUUCUAGCAAUAUCUGUGGCAUCAGUGGUGGAGGAUGUUUUGCAACAACACGGGAAGCGACUGAGCGACAUUGAUUUGGCUUCUCGCAAAGCUGAGGAAGCUUCAUUGAGAAGAUAUGAAGCAGCAGGGUGGCUCAGAAAGACAGUCGGAGUGGUUGCGGCUAAAGAUUUGCCGGCAGAGCCUUCAGAAGAAGAUUUUAGACUUGGAUUGCGCAGUGGAAUUGUGCUUUGCAAUGUUCUUAAUAAAAUUCAGCCUGGUGCCGUGCAAAAAGUAGUUGAAGCACCUCCUGAUUCUGCUAAUGUCCCUGAUGGGGCAGCUCUUUCUGCGUACCAAUAUUUUGAAAAUGUCCGCAACUUCCUUGUAGCGGUAGAAGAAAUGGGGCUUCCCUCUUUCGAAGCAUCUGAUUUGGAGAAAGGAGGGAAAUCUUCCAGAAUUGUCAAUUGUGUGCUAGCACUGAAAUCAUAUGCAGAGUGGAAACAAGGAGGUGGAAGUGGAUCAUGGAAAUACAGUGGGAACUCAAAACCAUCAUCGGCAGGAAAGCAAUUUUUCCGAAGAAACUCUGAGCCAUUCAUGAAUUCAAUCUCAAGGACUUCAUCUAUCAGCGACAAGUCUCUUGAUAGCACUGAGCAUGAUGCUCGUGAAAUGGUGAACGCAGGUUCCUUGCAUAUGCUUGUUCGUGAGCUUCUCUCUGACAAGAAGCAAGAAGAUGUUCCAUUUAUUGUGGAGAAUAUGUUGAGCAAAGUUAUGGAAGAAUUUGAGCAUCGGCUUGCCAGCCAAAGUGAACAGUUGAAGACCUCCCAGAAAGAGACAGCUGUUUCAACUACCGAUGGAUCUCCCUUGGAGCUUACACGUGAGGAGACGCAGGUCGCAAUGGUCAAGGAUGAAGAAAAAGCAGCCUCUGAAGGGAUAUGCGGCAGGAUAAACAUAGAUGAUGGUGUAUCAACAACACAGGUUGUAAAGCAGCUGAUGCUGGUUGAACAACAGCAUAGAGAAGUACAGCAAUUGAAAUCUACUCUCCGUGCUGCUAAAGUAGACAUGCAGUUUCUUCAACUGAAAUAUCAGGAGGAGGUCAGCAAUCUAGGUAAACAUCUGCAUGGUUUAGCUCACGCUGCUUCGAGUUACCAAAAGGUUCUGGAGGAAAAUCGAAAGCUUUACAAUCAAGUGCAAGACCUUAAAGGGAACAUCAGAGUGUAUUGCCGGGUGCGACCAUUCUUGCCUGGCCAACAAAACGGUCUAAGCACUGUGGAUCACAUAGAUUACGAGAAUAUUACAAUAACUACUUCUUCAAAGUAUGGAAAAGAGGGAAAGAAAUUAUUCACUUUUAACAAGGUCUUUGGUCCUUCUGCAACCCAAGCGGAAGUGUUUGCAGAUACACAGCCUUUGAUCCGGUCUGUUCUUGAUGGCUUCAAUGUUUGUAUCUUUGCUUACGGACAAACAGGAUCAGGGAAAACACAUACGAUGACUGGCCCAUCAGAUCUCACGAAGGAGACCCUUGGUGUGAAUUACAGGGCAUUGAGUGAUCUAUUUCUUAUUUCAGAACAGAGAAGAGAUGUUAUUUCUUAUGAUAUUUCAGUUCAGAUGGUUGAGAUUUAUAAUGAGCAAGUCAGAGAUCUCCUUACCCCAGAUGGUGUUAACAAAAAAGUAGAAAUUCGUAAUAGUUCCCAGAAGGGUUUCAAUGUACCUGAUGCAAAUCUUGUUCCAGUAACAUCAACUUCUGAUGUAAUGAAUCUGAUGAACCUUGGGCACAAGAAUCGUGCAGUGAGUGCUACUGCCAUGAACGACAGAAGUAGUCGCUCUCACAGUUGCCUUACAGUUCAUGUUCAAGGAAGAAACAUGACAUCUGGUGCAAUUCUUCGUGGUUCCAUGCACCUCGUUGACCUAGCAGGAAGUGAAAGAGUGGACAAGUCAGAGGCAGUUGGUGAUAGGUUGAAAGAGGCUACACAUAUCAACAAGUCUCUUUCUGCUUUAGGAGAUGUCAUAUCUUCACUUGCUCAAAAGAACUCACACGUUCCCUACAGGAAUAGUAAGCUUACGCAAUUGCUUCAGGAUUCUCUUGGAGGGCAAGCAAAAACGUUGAUGUUUGUUCAUAUAAGUCCUGAGCUUAAUGCUGUUGGAGAAACACUCAGCACUCUGAAAUUCGCUGAACGGGUUUCUACAGUUGAGCUUGGUACUGCACGGGUCAACAAGGAGAGUUCUGACGUCAAGGAACUAAAAGAACAGAUUGCCAGUCUUAAGGCAGCCUUAGCAAGGAAGGAGGAAGAGCAAGGGCGCCGCCCACUUUCCAGAUCAUGUACUCCAGAAAGAGUCAGAACAGGAUCCUGCGGAUCUUCUCUUUCUUCUAGUUGGCAGAGUAUGGGAGACCUUUCAAGCCAUCAUGGACAGCUAAUAGAAGAUGUUGGUAGUAACAUAGAGGUUAAAAAGAAGUCCGCGUCAAAAAUGAGAAGGCGAAGCUUAGAUCCCAAAGACUUUCAGAUGAAUUCUCCUCCCUGGCCACCAGUCAAUAGCCCUGCAUCAAGGGAAGACGACAAAGAAUCAGUCUCUGGUGAUUGGGUUGACAAAAUUAUGGUGAACAAGCAAGAUGGUCUGAGUAGAAGUAGUUCCUUAAGAGGAUGGGAAGACGAAACCAGGCAGUCAUCUGGCCUGUUAUAUAGGAAAUGCUCCUCUGAGAGUUCAAAGGUUUAUCCUGAACAGCCUAUAAACAAAGUUGCAUCAAAUAAAAAGGACGGCCAAGACUACGAGACAAGUAGGAUUCGGUCUGAAGCAAGUUCCGUGGAUGAUUUGGAUGACCUGGAAACUGCGACAAGUGACUCUUCUGAGCUUGAAUUCCCUUGGCAACCGAAUCUUCAGAAAGUUAGUCAGACUCCGAAUGGACUGGGAUCCAAACUCAAAAAACCUAGUCCUAAGCAAGUGAAGAAGCCAGAAAUAAGGAGCUUGAUUCCCCCACCACCAACUAGGAGACUUUCUAAUGGGAUGGUUUCACCAUCUGCAAAGACGGGAAGAGCAGCUGCUUUAGAAGGAAAGCGAAAGACAGUGAGUGGCAAGUGAUAAAUGUCCUUAGCUGAGUUUGAUGCUUAAGCAACCAAAGAUGUGCAUUUGUGUAUCCUUUUUUCUUUUUUUCUUUCUUGUCAAUCUUUUCACUCUGCAUUCUUUAGAGUGAAAGAGAGCGAGCGUGUGGCAAAAGCUUCAGUUGCCAGCUUUUCCUCCAGUGGUGAUCUUGAAAUUGUUUUUGGUGUCCCACUGAUGAGUUUCCAGUUGUUCAUAUGUUGGCUUGUUCAUUUUUUCCCCUUCUUUUGGGAUGCGGAAUGUAAAAAAAUGCAGAAAAUGAGAAAAAGAAAUAAUAGAAUUAUAGAUACUAAUUACUUCUUUUAAUGUG